This is a messenger RNA of Dipodomys spectabilis (banner-tailed kangaroo rat), 1419 nucleotides long. RefSeq names its product neuraminidase 4 (gene Neu4). Bases 1 to 1419 code for a protein of 472 amino acids. Gene Ontology annotation, cellular component: lysosome; cytoplasm; membrane. The record is from RefSeq and is a predicted model, not a curated record. Lineage: Eukaryota; Metazoa; Chordata; Mammalia; Rodentia; Heteromyidae. Gene Ontology annotation, molecular function: exo-alpha-sialidase activity. Gene Ontology annotation, biological process: oligosaccharide catabolic process; ganglioside catabolic process. The transcript is spliced from 3 exons.
AUGGCGGCCCCGCGCCGCCCCGCGCGCGCCGUGCUCUUCCGGCGGGAGCGGACCGGCCUGACCUACCGCGCGCCGGCGCUGCUCCGCGUGGGCCCCGCGCGCGCGCUCCUGGCCUUCGCCGAGCAGCGACUCAGCCCCGACGACGCGCACGCGCACCGGCUGGUGCUGAGGAGGGGCGCGCUGGCCGCGGGCGCCGUGCGGUGGGGUCCGCUGCGCGUGCUGGAGACCGCCGUCCUGGACGAGCACCGGUCCAUGAACCCCUGCCCGGUGCUGGACGCGGGCUCGGGCACCGUCUUCCUCUUCUUCAUCGCCGUGCUGGGCCACACCCCCGAGGCCGUGCAGAUCGCCACCGGCAGGAACGCGGCUCGUCUCUGCUGCGUGACCAGCCGCGACGCGGGCCUCACCUGGGGCAGCGCGCGGGACCUCACGGAGGAGGCCAUUGGCCCCGCCCUGCGGGACUGGGCCACCUUUGCCGUGGGCCCAGGCCACGGGGUCCAGCUGCGCUCGGGCCGUCUGCUGGUGCCCGCUUAUACCUACCGCGUGGAUCGCCGGGAGUGUUUUGGCAAGAUCUGCCGGACCAGUCCUCACUCUUUUGCUUUCUACAGUGAUGACCACGGCCACACGUGGCACUGUGGAGGCCUUGUGCCUAAUCUGCGCUCGGGUGAAUGCCAGCUGGCGGCAGUGGACGGAGGCCUGCUCUACUGCAAUGCGCGGAGCCCCCUGGGCAGCCGCGUGCAGGCGCUCAGCAGGGACGAGGGCACCUCCUUCCUCCCUGGGGAGCUCGUGCCUACGCUGGCUGAGACCGCCCGGGGCUGCCAGGGCAGCAUCUUGGGCUUCCCGGCCCCAUCCCUCAGGACUCAGGGUGAGGGGUGGUGGCCGGCUGCCAGGAGCCCCCCUCACCCUCCCUGUCCCUCUCCUGGACUCCAGGACUCUCCCAGGGAGGGUGCUCAGGGCACUCUUGGGGGCUGGGUGCCCAGAGGACCCUUUUGCCACCCACAACCCUGGGGAGAUGCCACAAAGCAGCCGGGUCCAGAACCUGCGUGGGUCCCGCUGCAGUCCAUGCGCUCCACAUCCCCACCUCCGGGCCCCACGUGGCUGCUUUAUUCUCACCCUACAGGCCACAGAGCCAGGCUCCACAUGGGGAUUCGCCUGAGCCGGUCCCCACUGGACCUCCACAGCUGGACGGAGCCCUGGGUGAUCUACGAGGGCCCCAGUGGCUACUCCGACCUGGCAACCCUUGGGCCUGUUCCUGGGGCAGCCCUGGCAUUUGCCUGUCUGUUUGAGAGUGGGGCAAGGGCCUCCUAUGAGGACAUCUCUUUCUGCAUGUUCUCCCUGCGUGAAGUCCUGGAGAACGUGCCCACAGGUUCAGAGCCACCCAGUUACAAAGACAAGCCCUGGGGGCGCUGCAGCCCCUCCUGA